AUGAUUGGGAGAAAAGGCAUGGGGCGUGCAUCACCAGUACUUUUGGUGCUUUUGGCACUUGGGUUUUUCUUUGCAUCUUAUAAUUUGUUAACUGUGGUAAUACACAACAAGGCUUCAUACUCGGGGCUUUGGGGGGCAGAUUGGUUGAUAGAGCCCAUGAUUCAGAGGCAUGAGAACGCAAAGAAUUUGAAAUAUCAUGUUGCUCUUACAGCAACUGAUGCUCCCUAUAGCCAAUGGCAGUGUCGGAUUAUGUAUUACUGGUACAAGAAGGUAAAAGAUAUGCCUGGAUCAGAUAUGGGAAAGUUCACACGAGUUUUGCAUUCUGGAAAUGCUGACAAUUUGAUGGAGGAGAUUCCAACAGUUGUGGUUGAUCCUCUUCCAGGGGGCUUGGAUCGGGGCUAUAUUGUCCUAAAUAGACCAUGGGCUUUUGUGCAAUGGCUAGAGAAAGCAACAAUCGAGGAAGAAUACAUUCUAAUGGCCGAACCUGACCACAUAUUUGUAAAUCCCUUGCCAAACUUGGCACAUGGAAACAGUCCAGCAGGGUAUCCAUUUUUCUACAUUAAACCAGCUGAAAAUGAGAAAAUAAUUAGGAAAUUUUAUCCUGAGGAAAAAGGUCCUGUGACUGAUAUUGAUCCAAUUGGCAAUUCUCCUGUAAUCAUAAAGAAGUCCUUGCUGGAGGAAAUUGCUCCCACAUGGGUGAAUGUUUCUUUGAGAAUGAAAGAUGACCCAGAGACUGAUAAGGCCUUUGGAUGGGUGCUUGAGAUGUAUGCAUAUGCUGUAGCAUCUGCAUUGCAUGGAGUGCAGCAUAUUCUUCGUAAAGACUUCAUGCUGCAGCCUCCAUGGGAUUUGGAAGUUGGAAAGACGUUCAUCAUUCAUUAUACUUACGGAUGCGACUAUAAUUUAAAGGGAGAACUGACUUAUGGCAAGAUUGGAGAAUGGCGUUUUGACAAGAGAUCAUAUCUUAGUGGUCCUCCACCAAGAAACCUCUCCUUGCCCCCUCCAGGAGUUCCUGAAAGUGUGAUAAGGCUCGUGAAGAUGGUUAAUGAGGCUACAGCAAACAUUCCUGGGUGGAACACAUUAACUAGUGGCUGA
Prunus armeniaca (apricot) is the source of this 1092-nucleotide messenger RNA. The record is from the annotation of a GenBank genome assembly. NCBI's taxonomy places the organism in Eukaryota, Viridiplantae, Streptophyta, Magnoliopsida, Rosales, Rosaceae.